AUGCGGUUGCCUGUGGCUUACACAUCUUCCUACUGCAAAAUAUUAUGCUUGGACGCACUGCUUCGAAAUUCACUCUUCAAUAAAUACUGUAUUUUCGAAAAUUCUUGUUACCAGUAUAUUUGCGGACUUAUUAACAAAUAUCCGACAUCCGAUUGCCCGGGAAUUUGCGAACACACGAUGGCCCACUUCAAAAGAAUUCGUUCCUUGCGUCCUGCCGAAGGAAUUAGCAGAUUUUUGGAAAUUUGUUCGCACUCCGGUUGGAGAGCUACUACUCCAAUUCCUAUUCGUAUCCCGCGUGCCCUUCUACGACGCGAUCACUACGGUUGCUACGGCUUAUGCCGUGCAAUAACGCGUGCAAUAUUUAGCAAACCCUGUUGUGAUCGUCGGCGCGUUUUAGAAAAUUGCGAACUUGUUGCUUUCAAAGAGACGGUUCUUGGAGACUAUUACUUCGAGAGAUGCCCAACGAUAUGUGAAGACAUAGCUGAACAUUUCGUCGACUUUGGUGAUAUGGACAGGUCUAGACAUAAUGAGUUUUGUCGACUAAUUAAAGCGUUACAAACAACAACAACCACGCCUUCAACAACAACGACAACCACGCCUUCAACAACAACGACAACAACGCCUUCAACAACAACAACAACAACAACAACAACAACAACAACAACAGCGGCGACAUAUACAAACGAAGAGUUUUCCAAUUGCGAAGAGCUGUGCCAGCACGUAUUUCCUAAAACCCUUGCAACUAAGAAGUCCUUUUGCCCCGAUAAAGGGAAAAAUUACAAUCCUUGUACUCUGAGAUCUUGUAAGGAAGUUAUUAGCGGAAUACUGAUGGAAGAUGGCCAAGAUGCCGAAGAUGCAUGUCCCAAAAUGUGUCCGUAUAUGGCAGUUGUAAUGCGUGGCUGCGAGAUGGAUAGACGACAGUUUGACGAAAAAAAGAUCAGUGAAUUGUGUUCGAGUAUUAAUUCGACGACAAAGACUACAACAAUUUCUCCGAAAAUAACAGCUGUGACCAAUCCAAACGAAGAGUUUUCCAAUUGCGAAGAGCUGUGCCAGCACGUAUUUCCUAAAACUCUUACACAUGAGAAGUUCUUUUGUCCGGAUAAAGGAAAAAAAUACAAUCCUUGUACUCUUAGAUCAUGUAAGAAAGUUAUUAGCGAAAUACUGAUGGAAGAUGGCCAACAUCCCAAAUAUGUUUGUCCAAGCAUGUGCCGGACUAUGGCAGUUGUAAUGCGUGGCCGCGAGAUGGAUAGACGAAUGUAUAGCAGAAAAGAGAUUCGUGGAAUUUGUUUGAGAAUUCAUUCAACAUCAAAGACGACCACCACGCCUUCAACAACAACAGCGGCGACAUAUACAAACGAAGAGUUUUCCAAUUGCGAAGAGCUGUGCCAGCACGUAUUUCCUAAAACUCUUACAUCUAUGAAGUCCUUUUGCCCCGAUAAAGGGAAAAAUUACAAUCCUUGUACUCUGAGAUCUUGUAAGGAAUUUAUUAACGGAAUAUUGAUGGACAAUGGCGAAGAUGCCAAAGAUGCAUGUCCCAAAAUGUGUUCGUCCGUGGCAGUUGCAAUGCUUGGUCGCGACAUGGAUAGACAACAGUUUGACGAAAAAAAGAUCAGUGAAUUGUGUUCGAGUAUUAGUUCCACGACAAAGACUACUACAAGUUCUCCGAAAAUAACAGCUGUAACCAAUCCAACCGAAGAGUUUUCCAAUUGCGAAGAGCUGUGCCAGCACGUAUUUCCUAGAACUCUUACACCUAAGAAGUUCUUUUGUCCCGAUAAAGAAAAAUUACAAUCCUCUGUAACCAAUCCAACCGAAGAGUUUUCCAAUUGCGAAGAGCUGUGCCAGCACGUAUUUCCUAAAACUCUUACACCUAAGAAGUUCUUUUGUCCCGAUAAAGAAAAAAAUUACAAUCCUUGUACUCUGAGAUCUUGUAAGGAAUUUAUUAACGGAAUAUUGAUGGACAAUGGCGAAGAUGCCAAAGAUGCAUGUCCCAAAAUGUGUUCGUCCGUGGCAGUUGCAAUGCUUGGUCGCGACAUGGAUAGGCGACGGUUUGAUGAAAAAAAGAUCACAGACUGCAAAGACCUGUGCGAAUAUGCAUUGAGUGAAACCCUUCAUGAUGAUCCUCGUCUUUGUUGGGAUGGAAAAACUUCCGCCACUUUUUGCAUUCAUAAUGCCUGCGAGAUAGUUGUUCACCAGACUCUGAUGCUCGAACAUGUUUGUCCUGAGAUGUGCCCAUCCAUGAUAGCUGCAGUGCGUGAAGUAGAAGGACGACAUCCUCGUAGUAAAAGUGUGAUUCUUGAGCUUUGUUUGAAUGUUAGUUCAACGCCCACGAUAUUUCCAAGUUGUCCAGUCACCACCAGUGUGGAACCCGGUUUAACACAGCUAUGGUGA
Messenger RNA from Necator americanus (New World hookworm), 2388 nucleotides. RefSeq lists its product as uncharacterized. Lineage: Eukaryota; Metazoa; Nematoda; Chromadorea; Rhabditida; Ancylostomatidae. The transcript has 10 exons. The coding region runs from base 1 to 2388 and encodes 795 amino acids. The record is from RefSeq and is a predicted model, not a curated record.